CCUUAAUUGCUGAAGUUGUACUCAGUCAUAAUUGUCGCUUUGGAUAAAAGCGUCAGGUAAAUGUAAAUGUUAUUCUGACUUGAGAAUCACCGAAUUUUGCGCUUAUGGAACUAACUACUUCCAAACUGGCCGGGAUUUCAAGGUUAUAAUUACAUUAUUUCUUGUAAAUAGAAUUUAAAUAAAUUAACAACUUUAAUAUAUUUCACUACUUCAGCAACACCUAAUGAUUUAAGUAGCUAAUUUGACCGUAAGUCUACGCCCGAUCGGCAAAAAUAUAAAAAUAAAUACAUUUCCCGUCGGCCCCCAGUUUCCGGCUACAUGUCAGAUUACCUUCCUGGCCAUUCUCAAGGAUUAUACUAUCUAAGGUGGACAAAUAGGAAAACCAACUACCUACCUAGCAUCUUGCAGGAAAGGGUACGUUUGGUUGUGCAAUAGCACCACAUACAGUGUUUACAUCGCAAUUCUAGAGUACAUUACAAUGUUAACUUCGGUAUUUGUUAGUCUGCGAGCUACUGUUAAUUUGACAGUUUGUAUCAGCAUAGCCCUUUGUUAAAAAAGCAAUUUAGCAACCACGGUCACGAUAAUAAAACUGUUGAGCUGUUUAUCAUGUUUGAGUACCCGCAGCAAUAUGUCAGUGGGACUCACUGGGUAGGUUAUGGGCUCGACCUGUAUCGAGCUCUUACUCUAGUUUUACUUUCCACAGCACGAUGCCAGAGGGUCCAGAGCUUCACUUGGCCAGCCUAUUUGUGAACAGAGUGUGUGCAGAUGUAGUUUUUACCGGAGCUGUGGAGAAAUCUGAGAUUAGCAAAGGGCCCGUGGUGCCUUUUGCCAGCGAUGCCUACUGCAUCAGUGCGGUAUCCAGAGGAAAGGAAGUCAAACUCACGCUCACAUCCGUCACUAAAAGCAAAGCAAAAGCAGAUAAAUGCCAGCUGUCGAUGGAUGUGGUCUUUCGUUUUGGAAUGUCAGGAUUUUUCCGGUUUACUACAGUGGAAGAGCUGCCAAAGCAUGCACAUUUGCGCUUCUACACCAAUGAGGACCCACAAAGAGCACUGACCUUCGUAGACGCUCGCAGAUUUGGCAGCUGGCAACCCAGUGGGUCCUGGCAGCGAGACAGAGGACCAUGCGUCAUGUCUCAGUAUGAGAGCUUCAGGGAGAAUGUUUUGUCCCGUCUUGCAGACAAGGCAUUUGAUAGGCCCAUCUGUGAAGCUCUGUUAAAUCAGAAGUACUUCAACGGGAUUGGGAACUACUUGCGAGCAGAAAUUCUGCACAGAUUAAGUAUUCCUCCUUUUAUGAAGGCAAGGACUGUGCUAGAGGAACUUGAGUUGAAAGAUGAAGAUAAGACAAUGAUUACAGAGGAAAACACAGAGAAUUCUGAGGGUGGAACAAGGAAGUCAAAGUCAGACCUCCUCUCACUCUGUCACACAGUGCCUCUGGAGGUGGUCAGCCUUGGUGGAAAGGGUUAUGACCCAGAGAAGAGAGAUUACACAGAAUUUGAAGCCUGGCUGCAGUGUUAUUAUGUGGAUGGGAUGAAUUCAGUAAGGGACCACAAUGGAAGAACUAUUUGGUUUAAGGGUGAUCCUGGGCCAAUGGUCCCUAAAGGUUUCAAAUCCCCCAAGACAAAGAGAAAAAUACAGAAGGAUGAAUAUGACUAUAAAUGUUCAAAGAAGGGUGCAAAAAUGAAACAAACUGAAAGAAUUUUAAAAAAAGAAACACUGGAAAAGGAGCCAAGGGCUGAAAAAGAAAAGGGCUAUGCAGCUAUGCAGCACAGCACACAGAAGCAGAAUACUAACAAGACUGGGUUCGAGUCGAAAAUAGCCCAUAAGAUAAAGCAUGCAGAAAGAGCAGCUCAACGGAGAGGGCUGCAGAAGAGCAGAACUAAAAUCACAAGAGUAGCGUGUGGACUGGAAGGCAAGCAUUAAAGCCAAAGGCAUCACCAAACCUCAAAAGAAGACCAACACUGCAACCUAGGAUCAUUUCUUACCAUCAGUGACCAUGACCAUAUCAAGAUAUUUGCAAGCAUUUAUAUGUAUGUAAAUAUUACAUUUGCAGAGCCUAAGCAAAGGUGUUGCUGUGCAGGAUGAGAAAUCUUUCCAUAAGGCUGAUAAACUACCGGAGAUGUAUUUAAAACUUUCUAUAUUUUAUGAAAGGAGGAAAAAUAAAAGUUUGGUUUAUAAAGCCUUUCUCCUGUUUU
Molecule: messenger RNA, 2191 nt
Organism: Electrophorus electricus (electric eel)
Lineage: Eukaryota; Metazoa; Chordata; Actinopteri; Gymnotiformes; Gymnotidae
Gene: neil1
Product: nei-like DNA glycosylase 1
Biological process (GO): base-excision repair
Cellular component (GO): nucleus
Molecular function (GO): zinc ion binding; DNA-(apurinic or apyrimidinic site) endonuclease activity; nucleic acid binding
Source: RefSeq, a predicted model, not a curated record